Momordica charantia (bitter melon) is the source of this 701-nucleotide messenger RNA. RefSeq names its product 2,3-bisphosphoglycerate-independent phosphoglycerate mutase. NCBI's taxonomy places the organism in Eukaryota, Viridiplantae, Streptophyta, Magnoliopsida, Cucurbitales, Cucurbitaceae. The record is from RefSeq and is a predicted model, not a curated record.
AGGGAGGGGGGCCAGUCAGGCGGAUCGGUGGAUGCAGACCAGGGUCUGAAUUCUGCGUUUCAAGCUGGAAUUGGAAUCUCUGCCGCGAUGUUAAUGGAUAUUCAGGCUCGAAUCGGAACCAUAAUCGCACCUCAUAGCUUUUUCUCGAGAAACAAACAGAAAUCAUCUUCGUCGCCAUCGUCGUCGUCAUCUUCUUCUUCUUCUGUUUACAACUGCUCGCCGGUGGUACCGCUGUGCUUGGGGAGGAGGCCUAAAGAUCCACCAAAAGACGACGAUAACGAUGAUCAGACACGGGAUAAGUUCUCAACCGAUUGGGACAAGGCUUGGUCCAAGUUCAGAAAGCGCGGGAAAAAGACCAUCUUCUCCGAUUUCUCUCCAGACAAAUACGUAAGCUGGAACCCGCGGAGGUCGGAAUACCCAUUGUCUGAGGAAGUAGAUCCCAUCAAAAGAACAGAGAGGUCAAACCUGAUGCUGUGGACUAGUCCAAGGUUUACUCUUGCAGGUGCAAUUGUAAUAGUCACAUUCUUGUUGGUUUAUACCAUUCUUGCACCAAUUAAUAAGUGAUUUUUGCUGGAGUCUUAAACUUUCUGGUCCUAACUAGCUUCUUCUGAUAAUGUUGAUGAUCGUAAAAACGGAUUCAGUUGAGGAAGGUGUGAAAAUUUGUGUGAAAAUUCAAUGGAAUCUUGGGUUUCUGUUAUGCA